Podospora pseudopauciseta is the source of this 901-nucleotide messenger RNA. RefSeq names its product ADP-ribose diphosphatase. The record is from RefSeq and is a predicted model, not a curated record. Gene Ontology annotation, biological process: nucleoside phosphate metabolic process; ribose phosphate metabolic process. The coding region runs from base 191 to 844 and encodes 217 amino acids. NCBI's taxonomy places the organism in Eukaryota, Fungi, Ascomycota, Sordariomycetes, Sordariales, Podosporaceae. Gene Ontology annotation, molecular function: ADP-ribose diphosphatase activity. Gene Ontology annotation, cellular component: cytosol; nucleus. The transcript is spliced from 5 exons.
CUUUUGUCAAGGUGACUGCCCCCUUUUAUCCCCGAGUCUAUCACGGUUAGGGGUGUGGGUAACAGUGUCCGACACAGUGCCUCCAUCUCCCGCACAGUCUUCCCCACACGCUUAAUUCGACGUCAUUGAAGUUCAUCUGAUGCUCGGCAAUUCUCACGUACCACACUUAUAAGUGUAGGCCAAAGUCAUCAUGUCUUCAGGAACCAAUCCAUCAGCCGCGAGAAUUGUUUCCGUGAAACCACUGGAAAACAAAGACGCCCGCUGGCUCAACCUAGUCCAAAUAGAAUACCUCACCCCCGACGGACAAACCCGCCAAUGGGAAGCCAUCCACCGCACCACCACCCCUAAAUCCAGCCCAGGCGGCGUCGACUCUGUCCACAUCAUCGCUGUCCGCUCUUGCUCAUCAGACCCAAGCAGGAAGGAGAUUCUCCUAGAGAAACAAUUCCGGCCACCAGCGGGCAAGGUCUGCAUCGAGUUCCCCGCCGGACUGGUCGAUCCCAACGAGAGCAUCGAGACGUGUGCGCUGAGAGAGCUGAGAGAGGAGACGGGGUAUGUCGGGGAGGUGAUGGGCAAGGUUGGGGGGAGUAUGGUGAUGUUUGGAUCACCCGCAUCUUCGGCCGCCAAAACAGUCUUCAUCCACGCCACCAUCGACACGUGCAAACCAGAAAACCAGACCCCCGUCGCCGAACUCGAAGACGGCGAGUUCAUCGAGCCAUUCUGGGUCCCGCUUGCCAAUCUACACUCCCAAAUCAGAAGGCUAGCCGAGGAAGGUUUCGCCAUUGACAGCAAAGUUGGGAUCUACGCGGAAGGCCUAGAGAUGGGACGCUUGCUCAACGGUGCCUAGACGCUCACUAAAAAGGACCAGAACUAUACCCUACUGAAUCCAUUUCAUUUUACUGCC